UCUGCAGGCUUUGAAUAAAGGAUGGAGAACAUGUCUGCUGUCCCCAAACUGGCUGCACAGCCUCCCAGAUUUCAUCUCCCGUCUCCGUGUCUCUGGACUCUAAUUAGGGCUUCCAUGUUCUUUGAGGGGCCUGGCAUCUGGAUCAGGAAGUGACAGCGUUGUUGCUAUCUGUCCAUGUCUUGGAGUUAAUGCAUAUUGAUGAGGGAGGCUGAGCCCACGGCUCGUUCAAGCUCUCUGCAGAGAGGGGAGGCAGCCGAGUGGCUAGGAGCAGCGCACGGUGUUUCUCCUGUACAGACAGAAAGCUGCUGGCUGGCUCCUCUAGCAGAACUGGUUUUCCUUCCUUCCUUCCAUCACUUGGGCCUACUGGAUGGGAUGCUGAGCUGAGAGGAGAGUUGCCAGCACGCUCAGAAGUCGUCCUUCUUCCAUUUGUCAAUCCAAAAUGGAAGCCCCUCUGGUGAGCCUGGAUGAAGAGUUUGAAGAUCUGAGGCCAUGCUACAUAGCAGACAGGGAAGAGAAAUCUCAUUAUUUUUAUGGCUCCCCAUCUCAGCACUUGGAAGAUCCUUCCCUUUCUGAGCUUGAGAACUUCUCUUCUGAGAUCAUCAGCUUCAAGUCCAUGGAAGAUCUGGUCAAUGAAUUUGAUGAGAAGCUCAACAUUUGCUUUCGGAAUUACAAUGCCAAAACAGAGAACUUGGCUCCCGUGAAGAACCACUUCCAGAUCCAGGAAGAGGAGGAGAACCUGCAGGAUGAAGAGGUCUGGGACGCUUUAACAGACAAUUACAUCCCAUCCAUCUCCGAAGACUUGAGGGACCCUAACAUCGAAGUGCUCAAUGGCAAUGUCUCCGACACAGAGAUCCAUGAGAAGGAGGAGGAAGAGCUUAAUGAGAAGAGUGAAAAUGAUUCUGGUAUUAAUGAGGAACCUCUGCUCACAGCUGAUCAGGUGAUUGAAGAAAUUGAGGAAAUGAUGCAAAAUUCACCUGACCCUGAAGAGGAAGAAGAAAUUUUAGAGAAGGAUGAUGGUGGGGACACAAGCAGUCAGGCUGAUUCAGUCCUUUUGCAAGAAAUUCAGGCUUUGUCGCAAAGCCUGAACAACAACUGGUCAUGUGAAGGCUUGGGGCACAUGUCCGUCUCAGAGCUUUUGGAGCUACUGGAUCAAGUGGAAGGCACUAUUCAGGAUUACUCGGAGGAGCUGGUACAGCAGCUGGCUUGUCGAGAUGAGCUGGAGUUUGAGAAGGAGGUGAAGAACUCCUUCAUCACAAUCCUGAUGGAAGUGCAGAACAAGCAGAAAGAGCAUCGAGAGAUGAUGAAGAGGAGGAGGAAAGAAAAAGGACUGAGUCUGCAGAGCAGUCGAAUAGAAAGGGCAGCUCAGAUGCCUCUCAAGCGGUUCAGCAUGGAAGGAAUUUCAAAUAUCCUGCAAACUGGCAUCCGGCAGACAUUUGGAAAUUCAGCGACUGAGAAGCAGUAUUUGAACACUGUUAUCCCAUAUGAGAAGAAAGGGGCACCUCCUUCAGUUGAGGACUUACAAAUGCUUACAAACAUUCUCUUUGCAAUGAAGGAAGACAACGAAAAGGUCCCCACGCUGCUGACUGACUACAUUUUAAAAGGAAACACAGCAGGAUAGUUUGAGUCAAAGUUAAGAGAGUGAGCUGCAGAUUGAGGAAGCAGAAGUGAUAGUCACCAAUGAACAGUAAUGGAACCAAAUGAAAUACAAAUUCAAAGAUGUGCUCCAAAGAGGAGAGAAAGCUGUGCACACAUCUAAUGGAGUUGCAUUAUUUAGCUCUCUAAGAUGAGAGAAAUGAUGGUUUGUUGUUUGUAUUAUACUGUAUUCUUGUCUUGAUUCCAGCCCUGCCUCCCUGCUGCUCUAACAUUAUGAAUGAAACUGUAUGCCUCGUCGAUAGCACAAGGUACUA
Candoia aspera is the source of this 1907-nucleotide messenger RNA. It is a transcript of the gene FEZ1, whose product is annotated as fasciculation and elongation protein zeta 1. The coding region runs from base 440 to 1618 and encodes 392 amino acids. NCBI's taxonomy places the organism in Eukaryota, Metazoa, Chordata, Lepidosauria, Squamata, Candoiidae. Gene Ontology annotation, cellular component: cytoplasm; axon. The record is from RefSeq and is a predicted model, not a curated record. The transcript is spliced from 10 exons.